Messenger RNA from Hypoxylon fragiforme, 776 nucleotides. RefSeq lists its product as uncharacterized. The transcript has a single exon. The coding region runs from base 297 to 539 and encodes 80 amino acids. The record is from RefSeq and is a predicted model, not a curated record. Lineage: Eukaryota; Fungi; Ascomycota; Sordariomycetes; Xylariales; Hypoxylaceae.
AUGGACCUCAGGCACCUGCAACAAGGUGUUUGUGAUGCGCUCGUUGGAUGUAGAAAGAGGUAGGUGGCCCAAUAACACCAUUUCCGUGAAACCCAAGUAUUUCUACCCAAAACUACCUAGUAAUCAGGUAGAUACGGCAUACCUAUAAAUCUUGCCCUCGUCCUAUUCUUGUAAGUUGGAGAUGAUCAUCCACCUACAACCCAGUCUAGGAUACACAUCCCAACUUCCCAGAAAACGGCCAAAAUAAAUCACAAAACCUCAAUAUUGAAUCGUACUCCAUAUCGUUCAGCUACACGAUGAAGUCUACUAAGUUCCUUGCUUCUACUUUGUUCGCGGCUACUACCAUAGCUGGACCCAUCGCGUAUGGCGUAUGCCAGGCAGGCUGCUCGGCUGUCGUAAUGGCUUGCUAUUCAGCUGCAGGCUUCACUUGGGGUGCGACGCUGGGUGCUUCAGCUCCUGCAUCAAUCAUUCUUUGCAACACAUCAUACGGAAGUUGUCAAGCUGCAUGCUGGGCUGCACUGGCUAUGCCUGCGCCUUGAACCACUCGAAAUAUACGCCCGCGAAUAGAGGCCCCGCAGAAACACACUAAGAAGGAGUGAUGGAUAAAGGUAUAAGAGACGGAAAUCUGCUUUUACUCGUGCGGCUCUCGGACAACAGAUGAAUUUAUCAUACCUAGGUAUUUAAGUGUAGUUCAACGUUGGCACAAUACUGUUGUGACCUUGGUACAUAGUACCUAGGCGAUUGAAUACUUUAAACACCAGCACAUCCUUUACCGC